CUCCCAGCUCUAGUUGCGAAGCAACACAACCUAAAAAAAAAACAAUAUGGCUGCAGAAACUGAGGAACUCUCCCACCUCUCUAAACGCGUUUUUAUCAAUAAUGUGGACAAAUAUACCUCAAAAUAUAUCGCAGAGUUUUUGUCCUCGUGUGCUGCUGGAGCGUCCCGUGUUGCUGAACAAGUCGAGGAUGAAGAGGAAAACGAAUCAUCCCAGAAAGGCACUUUCCGGAUUGUUGGAACCGUUUCUGGGAAAACCGAGGAAAAGUCCAGUUUUGCAGUCGAAGAAUAUACUAACUUAACACGUGAAGAGCUUUUCCAUCACCUGAUGGAGUCGGAUGUCGUCGUUUAUAACAUUAACAGCGAGCAUGCUGAUCAGAUAGACGAAGCCUCUUGGGCGGUCUCAGCUCUUCACAAAGAAAUCGAUGCAUUUCCUGGACCCAAGAUGUUCAUCUUAAUCUCCUCGGUCAUGACGUGGGCUCUGACUAAGACCCUUGAUCCAAACGAUCCAGAGAUUUCUUUUACGGAAGAGGACUACAGGAGACGGAAACCGCAUCCCAACUUUAAGGAUCAUAUCUCUGUGGAGAAGCUUGUGGUUAAACUGGGAAAAUCUAAUCCGUCACAGUUCUCUACUUAUGUGGUUGCAUCUGGACUGCAAUAUGGAAAGGGAGAGCAAGCGUUUCAUUUCUUUUUCAAGACAUCGUGGCUGGGAGAGGAACGCGAAGUGCCGAUCUUCGGAGACGGCUCCAAUAUCAUUCCUGCUAUUCACAUCAGUGAUCUGGCAGGGAUUGUACAGAAUGUAAUCGACCGUAAGCCGAAGCCGCAGUACUUUCUUGCAGUGGAUGAAUCACAGAAUACCAUUGCUGACAUUAUCAGCGCGAUAGCGUUGGUGCUCGGGUCAGGAAAAACCCAAAACAUUCCAGAAGAGGACGCAUUUUUCAUAGAAGAAUUGACACAAGCAGAAAUUGAUCGUUUGUUCAUCAACCUUCGAAUGGAAGCCAUUUUUUUCACAGACAAUUUCAGUAUCAACUGGGUUUCAAAGAGAGGCAUUGUUGAUAACAUCGACCAAGUCGUGGAGGAGUACAAGCUCACCCGAGGCCUGCUGCCUGUUCGCAUCUGUGUCUUGGGACCUCCUGCUGUCGGGAAAAGCACCAUAGCUGAAAAGAUCUGCAAGCACUACAAACUGCACCAUGUAAAACUCAAAGAGACCAUCACUGAGACUCUCGCGAACCUGGAGUCGCGUGUCCGCAUAGAAGAAAGCAACGAGGACGAUGAAUCACAUGAAGCACAGGAGCUUUUGGAGACACUGAAGAAGAACAUCGAAGAAAACGGAGGCCGGUUGGAUGGGCAGUAUGUUAUCCAAAUCAUGAAGGACAAGCUGAAGACUAAACCAUGUAGAAAUCAAGGAUUCGUCCUGGACGGCUUUCCGAAGACAUACGAGCAAGCUAAAGAGCUAUUUUAUGCCGAGGAUGACAAAGCUACAGACGCGAGGUCCAAUGUCAAAAUCAUCCCAGAGUUUGUGUUCUCUCUGGAUGCCACUGACGAGUUCCUGAAGGAACGUGUGCUGAACCUGCCUGAGAGCGUGGUGCAGGGAACGUCACACUCCUUCGAUAACUUUCUCCCACGUCUGGCCACGUUCAGAAAAAACAAUUCAGAGGACGAAAUUGUGCUAAACUACUUUGAAGAGCUGCUGAUUCACCCUGAGCAUAUAGAGAUCAACACUGAUGACCCAGAGAAUGUUCUGGUGAUGGAGAAGGUCAGUGAGAUUGUGGGGAAGGUCAGGAACUACGGCCCCACUGCAAAGCAUUUAGAGGAGGAGCGGAGGCAGGCGGAGAUCAGGCUGAGGGAGGAAGAGGAGGCGCGCCGGGCCGAAGCCAAGCGCAGAGAGGAGGAAGAGGAGGAGCAGAGAGCACAGUGCUGGGAGGAAUGGAACCGACGCCUCCAAGACGUGAAGCAGCAGGAAGAGGAGCUGUUGAUGAGAGAAGAAGAAUCUGCCAGGCAGUAUCUGAUGUACACUGUGAUGCCCGUUCUGUCUCAAGGCCUGAUUGAGUUGUGCAGAAUCCGACCAAAUGAUGCAAUAGACUUCCUGGCUGAGUAUCUCCUCAACAACAACCCAGAAAUGGAAUAAAGCACAUCCGCCUAAAGGAUAAUUGUGGUAUAAGACAAAUAAAAUGCUACAAGACACGAUGUUUUAGGAAAUAAGUGACUUCCAGGUGCCAACAGUAACUCCGCUUCACAUCUGGCCGUUUCACACCACCCCGUUGUUGAUUGUUUUUCUAUAACAGCAUGCCCCAUUGUGCUCUAAUUGCACGUUCAUUAUAGUCAGGGAAAGCUGAUUGUAAACUUUCUCGUUUCUGACCUUGCUGUUUGUGUACCUGUCCGUUUAAAAGCUUCCGAAACCGACAAUAAAAGCCAGCUGCUAAUUAAAAGUUCAUUAACGAUAAUGUAUUUGGGAGUGCUUGAUAACUAGAAAAGUAGACAUGGCACUGCAUAAUUGCCUUGAUUUGCCGUACAGUUUCAAAGGAUCGAUGUAACAAAUGGCGGAUAAUUAAAAUAUUUUCAUACGCAAGUCGGAGAGCAGAAAAUUAAUUACAUUGGUAAACAAAAAUUAUUCCAUUUCUGCAAACAUUCAUUCAGUUCAUUGUUUCAGGAAGUUGUUAGUUCACAGCGCUGAAUGUGCUAAUAAACUUAAGUCAUUAUUAA
Pangasianodon hypophthalmus (striped catfish) is the source of this 2700-nucleotide messenger RNA. RefSeq names its product adenylate kinase 7b (gene ak7b). The coding region runs from base 47 to 2125 and encodes 692 amino acids. Gene Ontology annotation, molecular function: AMP kinase activity; ATP binding. Lineage: Eukaryota; Metazoa; Chordata; Actinopteri; Siluriformes; Pangasiidae. The transcript has 18 exons. The record is from RefSeq and is a predicted model, not a curated record. Gene Ontology annotation, biological process: nucleobase-containing compound metabolic process. Gene Ontology annotation, cellular component: cytoplasm.